Solanum pennellii is the source of this 2555-nucleotide messenger RNA. Its product is annotated as importin-5-like. The record is from RefSeq and is a predicted model, not a curated record. The transcript is spliced from 14 exons. Gene Ontology annotation, molecular function: nuclear import signal receptor activity. Gene Ontology annotation, cellular component: nucleus; cytoplasm. Lineage: Eukaryota; Viridiplantae; Streptophyta; Magnoliopsida; Solanales; Solanaceae. Gene Ontology annotation, biological process: protein import into nucleus. The coding region runs from base 1 to 2517 and encodes 838 amino acids.
AUGGUUAACUUGUAUAACAGAGUUCGGCGUGAAAGCGAUUAUGAAACACUAAAGGCUUGUUGUUCUUGUACAUCGAGUCUAGCGAGUUUGCUUUUCCCUAAAUAUAAAUGGAAUGGUUUGUUUUACUAUAUGUUAGAGAAUUUGGGUUCAGUUUCAAAGAGAAAUUUGGGUGCGUUGCUUUUAUGGGAUGAAUUGAUACCGAAAUGUCCUGAGAUUUUUCAAUCGCAUGUUGAUGGUUUGAUUGAGGGGUUUACAUAUCUUAUGCCUACUGUAACCAGAGAUCAUCGAUCUAGGGUUAUUGCAGCUAGGGCUUCUGUGAAAUUGAUUUUGCAUUCGUCAAAUCCCGCCAGUUAUUGCAAGUUUUAUGGUCUUUUAGGGAGUGUUCUAAUGACUUUGAUAAUGUCAUGUUCCAAUGAGGAGGACCUUGUGUGUAGUGUUCUUGAGGAUCUGAUUGUUUUAGCUGGUGUAGCGACCGAGUUUUUUGAAAAUGAUAUUGGUGUUUUGUUCGAGUCUAUGGUGAAAUUGGCUGAGUGUGAAAAGUUAGGGGAGAAAUUAAGGCAACUUGCUAUGGAGUUUGUUGUUACUGUAGUCGAGAAUAGGGAGAUUGGGCGUGGGAUUAUGGAGAAAGUACCAAAAGAAGAAGUUACUAAGCUGCUUAAUGUGUUGAUUAAGAUGUUGGUGCAUAUUGAAGAAGACCCUCGUUGGGAAAAUGCAAUUAGUGAUGAUGAUAGAAAUGAAGAGGAGCUUAGUAUAUGCAGUUAUGGUAUGGAGAGUUUAGAGAGGUUAGCAAUUGCAUUAGGGGGAGAUGCAAUUCUACCUAGUUGCCCUGCAUGCUUGUUCAAGUUCUUGGAUGAUCAAGAUUGGAGGAUUCGUCAUGCUGCCGUUACUGCUAUUGGACUGAUAUCAGAAGGAUGCUCAGAGGCACUGUUAGCGGAGAUGGUGAAAUUUGGACAGUCUAUUGUGAACCUAAUGUUUGAUAGCCACACCCGAGUACGUUGGGCCACAAUUCGUACAAUUGGUCAGCUAUCAACCUAUCUGAGCCCGCGUUAUCAAGACGAAUAUCUUUGGCAGCUCCUUCCAGCUUUCCUAGAAGUAUUGGAUGAUUUUCGUAAUCCCAGGGUGCAGACACGUGCAGCUUCAGUGAUAUGGUUGUUCAGUCACAAUUGCAGUGCAGAUGACUUGAAACCUUACCUGCACAAAAUAGUGAAUAAAUUAGUCGGGUUUCUACAGAGAGGAAUGACAAUGAUGAAAGAAGCAGCUCUUGAAACUUUAGCCUCUUUAGCUACUUCAUCGCAGCAAGACUCUGCUUACAUAUAUGAUUCUAUAAUGCCUUAUCUGAAAGUCACCUUGGAAACUGCUACUAAAGAUACAAGUCGCACGCUACUUGCCAAAUCCAUGGAAUGCAUUACCAGGGUUACAAUGGCUUUUGGAAAUCAAGCAAGCCGUGAUUAUGUUGAAAAGGUCACUGCAGUACUCAUUUCACUGCAAGAAACUCAAACAGAGAUAGAAGAUCCAACGAGGAAAUUAUCGUUACUGGCAUAUGGUAGACUAUGUAAAUGCUUGGGGGAAGAUUUCCUUCCUUAUCUAAGUCUUGCCAUGCCCAUUGUGCUAAAAUCUGCUCAGCUAAGUGUUUCCAAUAGUUCAGAUAGAGAUGAUCCUGAUGAUGAAAGAGUCCAUAGUGAAGUCACCGCUGGGAAUAAAAAGAUCGGGAUAAGAAGUGCACUUCUGGAAGAGAAGACCUUGGCCUGUCAUAUGCUAUGCUGCUUUGCAACUGAGUUAAAGGGACGGCUGCAUUUAUGGGUUAAUGAGGUUGUUAGCGCUUUAGUUCCGAAUCUUACCUUCGAAUUCAGCGACGAAGUGAGAAUGACUGCCAUUUCUGCAAUGCCGUUACUGUUAAAUUCAGCUUCUUGUGCUAUGAAGAAAGAGCUUCCUGUAACAGGUUGUGGCAAGUGCCCAGUUCAAAAGCUAUCUAACACUAUCAUCCUAUCUUUGCUUGACGCGCUAAAGAAGGAGUCAAAGGUACAAGUUCAAGCAAGACUAAUGGAGGCAUUCAACGAAAUCAUUCAGAUACCGGAUUCAGAUCUAAGUAAACAGCAAGCUGAAAAUUUUGUUGAAGGCAUAUCAAAGGUUCUCUUAACUUGCUCAUACCGCAAAAUAAAAAGAGAGAAAAGAGCUAAAGAACACACAGAUUCAAGGGAGCAGAAACUACUCAAGGAGGAAGCUCAACAACACUUAACUAUCUGUAGAAACAUUGGCAUUUGCCUUGGAACUAUGGUGAAAAAACUCAAGGCAUCAUUCUUUCCCCUUUUAGACAAGUUAUUGCCUUAUGUAUCACUUAUGUGGAGUGAUGAUAGAACAGCAGAAGAAAGAAGAAUUGUAGUGCACCUCUUCCGUGAUGUUGCUGAGCAGUGCCGCGAAGAAGCAUUCAAGCAAGUCCCUUAUGCGAUUUUUAAUGUCUUAUUAGUCAUGAUAAGCUCAAUUGCCUUAGAUGAACGUCAUUUUUUAUUAUUAUUUUAAAAAUUAGGUACUAUGAGGACUGGAUACCUCUCCUGUUU